Arabidopsis lyrata subsp. lyrata is the source of this 1398-nucleotide messenger RNA. Its product is annotated as putative F-box protein At3g25460. Gene Ontology annotation, molecular function: protein binding. The record is from RefSeq and is a predicted model, not a curated record. NCBI's taxonomy places the organism in Eukaryota, Viridiplantae, Streptophyta, Magnoliopsida, Brassicales, Brassicaceae.
AACAUCAAAGCCACCACCGGCAGUUUCUUCCUUCGGAGAUAACAAUGAUGAUGCCAGAACUUCCAGAGGAUUUGUUAGAGGAGAUACUCUGCCGCGUUCGAACAUCUUUGAAACGAUUACGAUCUACUUGCAAACGAUGGAACCUUUUAUACAACGAUAAGAGAUUCCAAGAAAAACACUUCCAUAAAGCCCCAAGACAAUCUCUGAUUCUCAUGUGGAAUGAGUUUGGGUUUUCUUCGAUGAGCAUCAAUCUACAUAGAGUUUCACCUAUAGAGGUCACUGGUGAACUUAACCUAAUCGACCCUCAUUCUAGUUUAGAUCAGUUCGGGACCUCUCUACUCUGCCACACUUAUUUUUUUUUUUUUGAUAAUCCAGGUAUCCGGACCGAAGCCCGACUAGCACCAAGGCUUGAGGCCGGUUCCCUGUCGGGCCGUCCGAGCCCAACGCUCAGUGUGUUUCCUGGAGGCCCGAGGGGGCCCGGUGAAAACCUCGGUGGCCAACGGGAAUCGAACUGCGGGCACCAUAUUGGGAUUACCCCCUCAAGUACCACUAGCCCAACCCACGUUGGUUUCUGCCACACUUAUUAUGGCUUAUUGUUAUGCGUCUGUGACAACAACGAGGUGGAAAGUACUAGCCUCGUGGUGUGGAACCCGUGUACCGGUCAAACCAAGUGGAUCCAACACAGAAAGCUUUGCUACAUCUGUACCUAUGCUCUUGGUUCUUACCAAGACAACAAAUCUGGCAAUAAGAGCUACAAAAUAUUGAGCCGCAGGUUUUAUGGUCACCAAGACCCAGAAUUCGAAAUUUAUGAGAUUAACUCGAAUUCAUGGAGGAGGAUCCUUGAUGUCAAUGUGGACUGCACCGAUAUGUACAUUCGGAACGUGUCUUUGAAAGGAAAGACUUACUGGUUUGCUACAGAUGAAAAAGAGAAACAACUCGGCUUAUUCUUAAUCAGUUUUGAUCAUACAACAGAAAGAUUUGAACGUCUAUGUCUACCUUAUCCGCAUCCAUAUCAUGGUUAUCAAAACGAGUAUCUAUCUGUUGUUAGAGAAGAGAAACUUUCCGUGUUAUUACAACGUACAUUUACGUCGUAGACAGAGAUAUGGGUGACAAAUAAGAUUGGUGAGACCAAAGUGUUGUCGUGGAUCAAGGUCUUAGCGGUGGAUUUGACGCCUGAGCCCAAAUUUGACAUGUUAUUGUUGGUCGAUGUGGAGAAGAAAGUCCUCGUGUAUACUCAAAAUAAUGGAUACAAAAGCCAAACUAUGGUAUACAUCGUUGGAGAGGACAACAAAGUUAGGGAAGUGGCUUUUGGAGACGCAUUCAAACCAUUUUUGUUGAAUUAUGUUCCAAGUUUGACUCAAAUCCAGCAAGGUGAUGAUUAAGCUACAAGAAAAACUU